AUGGUGGAACCUCGAGGCACAGAGACGGCUGAAGUUGAGGAUGAGGUUGAGCAGAAACAGACCGUCUACAGCAGCAUUCCAUUGGACACAUCUCAGCCAGGAUUACAGCGAACGAAGAAAUCGAAUAAUACCAAAAUACUGAGCUCCGCAACAGCCUUACCACUCCAUACACCAGUCGUUUCCACCACCAGCGGGCGAGAGCCGGCCAAUCCAGGCAACCCAGUCGCUUGGUCUCAGCCAUCAUCCCGCCCACAGCCACAGAUUCAACAGCUUGUGCCUGACGUUGUGCCUGACGUUUGUUCAGUUCAGUCUUCUGACAGCGAGGCCCUUCUAGCGUCUGUGGCCAGCCAAUCCCACGCCUUGUCACCAGCCUGUUUUAGGCAUGGCGCCAGGUACCCGGGCUGCAAGGUUCAGCCAAAUUUAAAUUAUCAGGGGUAUGGACAAUACUUUACAGAACCGUGUGGGUUUGAUUAG
Messenger RNA from Paracoccidioides lutzii Pb01, 474 nucleotides. RefSeq lists its product as hypothetical. The record is from RefSeq and is a predicted model, not a curated record. Bases 1 to 474 code for a protein of 157 amino acids. The transcript is spliced from 3 exons.